Molecule: messenger RNA, 2348 nt
Organism: Calliphora vicina (urban bluebottle blowfly)
Lineage: Eukaryota; Metazoa; Arthropoda; Insecta; Diptera; Calliphoridae
Gene: Rtf1
Product: Rtf1
Exons: 4
Coding region: 79-2274 (731 amino acids)
Cellular component (GO): Cdc73/Paf1 complex
Molecular function (GO): RNA polymerase II C-terminal domain phosphoserine binding; DNA binding
Source: RefSeq, a predicted model, not a curated record
CAUGUCUUUUUUAUUGUUGUUUUAUAAUUGUUGAAAUACUAACAAGUCUAAACCAUUUUAUUAAAGAAAAUAUAUAAAAUGGGUAAAAGGCGAAAAAACGCUUUAGUGGAUUUGGAUUCAAGUGAAAGUGAAUCAACAUCAAAUAUAGAAUCAGAACUUUUGACAAUGGUUAAAAAGAGAAAAAGAAAAAUAAGUAAUACCCAAAUCUUAUCGGCAUUGUCAGGGUCGGAGACCGAAACGGAUACAGAUUUAGAAAAAGUUGAUGAAUCUGAAAAAGAGAGAAAUAAAAAUGCUGAUAAUAAAGAAGAUAGUGUGUUAUUUCAGACAAAUGAUCAUGAAGAUGGAGAAGUAUCAGACUCCGAGGAAGAUUGUGCAAAAAAUGACAAUUCAGAAUUAUCUGAUAAUAAUUCGAAUGAAUGUUCAUCAUCUGAGAGUAGUUCCGAUUCUGAAUUUGAUGAUGGUUACGACGAAAACUUAAUGGGCGAUGAAGCGGAUCGCAAAAGACUUUCAUGUCUUUCAGAAAAAGAACGAGAGACAGAAAUCUUUAAAAGAAUUGAACAAAGAGAUAUUAUGCGAACUCGUUGGGAAAUAGAAAAAAAACUUAAGUUAGCAAGAAAAUGUGAAAAGGCCAAAAUAAAGCCAAAAGAUGAAAAUAAAAGAAAAGUUAAAUCCAAGAAAAAAGAGGACAAAACUUCUAUUUCCGGAGAGAAAGAAAAAUCUCCAGAAAAGGAAAUUGAGAUUCCUAAACCUCAAAAUUCUUUGGAAUCCUUAGAAUUUAUUACCCCUGUUACUGGCACAACAUUACUCAAUGAAUCAUUGACAAGACCUGUCUCAAGUGAUGAUCACAUCAGUGCUUCAGCUGAAUAUUUUGAUCAUAAAGAAAGAUCAAAGGAAAGAAAAAAAAAUGUGGAAAUGAAUAGAACUGAUGAUAAACGCAGUAAUGCAAUGGCACUUUUGAAAGCUAAGCGUGAAGGAAAAGCAAAAAGAGAGGAAGAAGAAGCUAAACGCCAAGCCCAAAAAGAACGAGAGGAUGAAAAAGAUGAGUUAGAAAGCGUUACAGGUGGAAAAUCAUCUGUAAAACUUAAAGCAUCAGAAAUUUAUUCCGAUGAUUCAGGAAGUAGUGACUGGGAAGAUGAUGAGAAACCAUCCGUAAAACGAACCCCAUCUAACAGUAGUAAAUAUUCUAGUGAAUCAGAGGACGAAGAAUUAGAGGAACAUCAGACUAGAUUUAUUAACACUAGGGAUGAAUUAAACAAGCUACGCUUAUCGCGAUUUAAAAUGGAAAAGUUUAUAAAUUUACCAAUUUUUGAACGAACUGUGCUCAACUGCUUUGUUCGUAUUAGUAUUGGAAACAAUGGACAAAAACCUGUAUACCGUGUUGCUGAAGUUGUUGGCGUUGUUGAAACUGCAAAAAUAUAUAACUUAGGUAAAACCCGUACCAAUAAGGGUUUACGUUUGAAACAUGGAAAUCAGGAGCGUGUAUUUCGCCUUGAAUUCAUUUCUAAUCAAGAAUUCACAGAGAGUGAAUUUUCUAAAUGGCGUGAAAUUUGCUCACAGCAAAAUGUUCAAAUGCCAUCAUCAAGUCUAAUUGAAAAAAAAUUAGCAGAUAUUAAAGAAGCUUUAAAUUAUGAAUUCAAAGAUGAAGAUGUGGAUAAGAUAAUAGAAGAAAAAAAUAGAUUUCGAAACAGACCUACAAACUAUGCGAUGAAAAAAACGUGUUUAAUGAAAGAGAGAGAUGCUGCUAUGUUACGCGGAGAAUAUGAAGUUUCACAAGAUUUAAGUCAACAAAUAGAACAACUUGAGUGUCGAGCAUCGGAGUUAGAUAAAAGAAGAUCAAGCAGCAUAAGUUUAAUUUCUUAUAUAAAUGAUCGAAACAGGAAGCGUAACGUUGAGGAUGCUGAAAAGGCUAUUUUAGAAGAAGCACGAGCAAAUAAAGGAUUACGAAUAUCGGACCCUUUUACACGAAGAAUUACUCAACCACGUAUGGGAUUUAAACAGUCAAAUGAUAAGAAAGAUUUGGAUGAAGUAAUUGAUACGACAUCAUCUGGAUCACAAGAUAAACAAAAAUUUCAACAAAUCGAAAAAAUAAACAAAAAUAGUGACAACAAAAAUUACAAUCUAUACUCACUGCAUGACUUUGACAUCGAUUUGGACGUAACAGUACCAGUAAACACGGUCAACAAUCUUCCAAAGCCAGUGCCAAAAAUAGCGGAAACUGCAACUAAAAGGUCAUUAAACUUGGAAGACUACAAAAAGAAGAGGGGUCUUAUAUAAGAAAUGCUGCGUUAAUUGUACAUGUAUAACCUUACAAAAUUUAAUAAAAUGAAAAUUGAAUGUAUUUUUAAGAA